Mugil cephalus (flathead mullet) is the source of this 7315-nucleotide messenger RNA. RefSeq names its product gamma-aminobutyric acid type A receptor subunit alpha4 (gene gabra4). Gene Ontology annotation, molecular function: benzodiazepine receptor activity; inhibitory extracellular ligand-gated monoatomic ion channel activity; transmitter-gated monoatomic ion channel activity involved in regulation of postsynaptic membrane potential. The record is from RefSeq and is a predicted model, not a curated record. Gene Ontology annotation, biological process: nervous system process; synaptic transmission, GABAergic; gamma-aminobutyric acid signaling pathway. Lineage: Eukaryota; Metazoa; Chordata; Actinopteri; Mugiliformes; Mugilidae. The coding region runs from base 298 to 1974 and encodes 558 amino acids. The transcript is spliced from 9 exons. Gene Ontology annotation, cellular component: synapse; neuron projection; dendrite membrane.
UGGAUGCAGAAGAAGAAGCAGCAGCAGUGGCAGCAGCAGCAGCUCGGAUCCGGACGAGAGUUGACCUGGGCUGGGGGGUGGGGGGACUGAAAGUGUAUGUGUGUAUGCAUGCAUGCGUGUGCAUGUGCGUGCAUGUGUGCGAGCGUGCUGCGCGUCCGGCGGAGACACUGCAGGAGCAAGAGGGGCUCACAACUUGGCUCUGCCCCUGUGUGUCGCCGCGGCUCGCUCCUCUUUCCCCGGGACACAGGCAGCUGGCGUGGGUGAGAUGUGAAGAGGCUUGAAGUAUGGCAUGCAAGGAUGGUCUCUGCCAAGAAGAAGGAGAUGGUGACAGCGAUGCGCCCCGCUUUGAUUCGGACCCUCUUCUACUUUUUCUGUUUGGCGACUUGUGUGAAGAAAAUCUCUGGACAAACAAAGAAGGAUGAAAGGAUCUACCCGGAGAAUUUUACUCGCAUUUUGGACCGACUUCUGGACGGCUAUGACAACAGGCUGCGACCAGGAUUCGGAGGCCCUGUGACUGAGGUCAAGACCGACAUUUAUGUGACGAGCUUUGGGCCCGUGUCAGAUGUUGAAAUGGAAUACACAAUGGACGUGUUCUUCCGUCAGACGUGGGUGGACCGGAGGCUGAUGUACGAGGGCCCCAUAGAGAUUUUGAGGCUGAACAACCUGAUGGUGACUAAAGUGUGGACACCGGACACCUUCUUCAGGAAUGGCAAGAGGUCAGUUGCUCACAACAUGACUGCCCCCAACAAGCUCUUCCGCAUCAUGAAGAAUGGCACCAUCCUCUACACCAUGAGGUUGACUAUUAGCGCAGAGUGUCCCAUGAAGCUUGUGGACUUCCCCAUGGAUGGACACGCAUGUCCCCUCAAGUUUGGAAGCUACGCUUAUCCUAAGACGGAGAUGAUCUAUACUUGGACUAAAGGGCCUCAGCAUUCGGUGGAGGUCCCUCCUGAAUCCUCCAGCCUCGUUCAGUAUGAUCUCAUCGGCCAGACGGUCUCCAGUGAAACGAUUAAAUCCAUCACAGGUGAAUAUGUGGUGAUGACGGUCUAUUUCCACUUGAAGCGCAAAAUGGGCUACUUCAUGAUUCAGACGUAUAUCCCCUGCAUAAUGACAGUAAUCCUCUCUCAAGUGUCCUUCUGGAUAAAUAAGGAAUCAGUGCCGGCGCGCACCGUUUUCGGCAUCACCACCGUCCUGACCAUGACGACGCUCAGCAUCAGCGCUCGCCACUCCCUCCCCAAGGUCUCGUACGCCACCGCCAUGGACUGGUUCAUCGCCGUCUGCUUCGCCUUCGUCUUCUCCGCCCUCAUCGAGUUUGCCGCCGUCAACUACUUCACCAAUGCACAGAUUGAGCGGGCCAAAAAGAAGCCGGCCAAAUGUCCCCCGGUGCCCCAGACCACACCUGUCAAGGUCAAGGACGCAGAGGAAGUGCUGCAGCAAAAUCCCGAUUCCAACGGCAAUCUGAGAAAGCGGAUGAAUUACAUUUCCCAGCAGGAGCCCGGCGGCGCCCAACAGAGAGCCCAGUCCACCAUCAACAUCUCGGGCGUAGGAAGAGCGAGGCCGCUGCGACCCCUGGCCAGCGGGGCCAACGGCAGCUCCUCCACGCUCUCCCGCUCCAGCCCCAAGUCCGAGAGCCUGCUGAGCGUGGCCUCCUCCUCCGCCCAGCUGGUGAAGAGCACGCCCCAGCCCGCGGCGUCCACGCCGGACGUGAUGGCGGCGGCGACGCCGUGCAAGCCCAACCCGGGCUCGGCGUCGCUGCAGCACCUGCUGGCGCCCAAGCUGGAGCGCAUCCAGAUGAUGGGGAACAAGCUGGAGCCCAAGCAGACGCCGUGCUCUCAGCCCACCACCGCCGGCAUGGGAGGAACCAGCAAAAUUGACAAGUACGCGCGGUUCCUGUUCCCGGUGUCCUUCGGCGCUUUUAACAUGGUCUACUGGGUGGUGUACUUAUCGAAGGACACGAUGGUGGCUAAAGGCGGCUAGGCUUCGCCCCGGCAACAGACAGGAGGGAUGAUCCUUUCUUUUAACACGCGGAAAGCAAAUCAGGAUAAUGGGAGUUCGUGAACAAUAAGAAGAAACUUGUUUUUUGCCAAACAGGUGAAUGUGCUGGACGAAGCACUUCUACAUCCUGGAGGACGCAUUCAGAAUACAUUUAUUUUUCUCUUCCUACGGUCCUGGAACAGCAAGCAUGGGAACAAAUCAACUCAAUUUAGAAAUAUCUGACUCAACAUAAGCAAGAGCACCUGCACACUGGGAUAUAAUACUGUCCUCUUUAUAUCACAUCGGACCGUAAAGGUCUCCAUUGGCUUCAGUUGCCUCAUCAUCUAUUUUGGACUGCGCUCGAGACAAAGCAUGGGAUUUUGUUUUUCCUACUUUUUUGUACCCCGCACCUGUCGAGACGUUUGGAUGCGCGCGCCCUGAAACCGAACUGCUCCGACAGUGUAAAUAUAUGAAUUUAUUAGGAUAAACAGAUUUAUAUUUAAUGAAUACACGCUACUUCCAUUUGAACUUGGUGCCCUGGUGCCAGCAGGUUAGAAGAUGCAGAGUUAAAUCAUCUCAAAUAAGGGUCCCUUACAGAUCACUUGUUGUGGUUCUGCGAAAUUAUGGUUUUUGAUUGCCGGACAUAUGAGUUUUAAACGAAUAUGAAAUAGAUUUGGUCAGAAUAAAAGUCCGGGGGUUAAGUGGAGAUUAGGCCGCGACUUGAUCAACCAUGAAAAGCUUUUCUCUUGUACACUACCUACUUGGUAAGCAUCGAGAUGGAUUAACUAAUCUGAAAGGCUGAAGAUGAAAUUUGGGGAUAAGUCCGGCAGGAAGUAGUAAAGACAAGUUAUUAAUUUAUGCAGCAGUAGGGUUUAAGCUCCUUUCCUGCCAUAAUAGGUUGAGAAUAGCAGACAAAGAUUGUGUAAGUGAUUAAAAAUGAGCUGCUGCAUGAAAAGAAAAAAAAAACACAUACACGGAACAGAAAGUGCCCGUGGAACAAGUUUUUUUUUUUUUUUUUGUAGACAUUUUGUCAUGCUCAGUGAAAGAAUGUUACCAAACAUCGGCUGCAGGGGAGAAACACAAGAGCUGACUGCUGUCCUCCACAAUCUUAACACAAGUGUGACUGGAUGAAGAAAAAAAAACCUGAUGAGAGUCUGCAGGACUGCUGCUGUGUAGGGCUGCUCUUUUGACUUGGAUUGUUAAAAAUCAGACCAAAUGCUUUCAUUAUUAUUCCUGUUGAGAUGAGAAGGUCGGUACGGGUUCUCAGAGUGAGAAAUAAGGCCACACUAAACAACAAACCGACACUGGAUCAAAUCCCGAUUCUGUUUCUGAAUCCUUCUCAAACUAAUUAUUGAUCAUUUGAUCACUGUAAACCAUCUUAAGACACCAGUACCAUGUCAGCAACGCCAGGCGGAUCAGCAGGAGGUGUAGCUCCUUACUUUGUAAUGAGGAUGCAAAACUGUUAUUUUCUGUAGGUUCACGUACUCGUUGAAGCAUUUCAUGGCGCACACUGUCCCGUGAGUAAAAUCCUUCCGAGUCGGGGUUCAUAUCUCAGCCUGGAAACAGCUGUUUCAGUUCAGUUCUGUUUAUAUAGCACCAAUAACAAUACAAAUUAUCUCAAGAUGCUUUGCAAAAACCUGAAACCUCCAGAGCAAAAGAACAGGAAGGGACCUUGAGCAGAACCCAGCUCAUAUGGAAGAACCCAUCUGCAAACUUCUGUCAUAGAUACAUUCAUCUGACUAAAGGAAACACUCAGACUGUAAUAAUACAAGAUAUAGCUGAUGGUCAUGGGCAGGUUGGAGAACUGUCCAUCCAGGUAACAGUGGUUGACUGCAGGAGGCUAUGAAGACUGGGCAGGUUGAAAGCUUUAAAGGUGACAAAGUCCACCUACCAGCUUCCACAUACAUUUAAAUCUCAUAAAUGAAAUCCACCGAUUAGACUCCAGGAAGUCACUUAGCUAGCGUCGUUGUUUCCACCUGUUUCGGCUGUGGUGUCAUCUUCAGAGAGCAAACGUGAGAGCGGUAUCAAAAUCCUCACUCAACACUUGGCAAGAAAUGGAAUAAGAGUAAUGAAUUUCGUAAUCCGAAUGUGACGCGCGAACGUGACACGAUGCAUUUCUUCUGUGAAACCAACUAUUUUCCGCCCGGUGAAUGUAGUUUAGACGCUUCUCAAAAGGCUCAUGUAAAAGCAAAGGGACUUGUCACCGGUUUCCGGUGGUAAUCGAGUCCUUGAUUAGGUAGGGGACGCCCUUAACCAGAUAAGACACAGCAUGACGCCCGUUGGAGGUGAAGCAGGGGACGCCUCGUCAUUGAGUCCUUGUCUCUGGGUAAAGACACAUCUGGUGAUCGCUUGCUAAACAUUAAGGACAAAGGACACAUCACAAAAUCGCAGUUUUGGUUAAUGACUGGCACCGAGAGACGUUUAAACAUCAAGUUAUCUUCAGAAGUGAGAGGUGCUGACGUGACUCACCCUGAAACGUCUGUAUUUAUAACCGGGCUCAGUUAACAGGCCGCAAUUCCUCACGGCCUUAUUUUCUCGCCCUCCUCGCCGAAGGAGCUGAAGGUUAAACAGGUGGCGGGAUGAGCUCAGCGCCGCCGCGCCCCUCUGCAGACGGGGAUGUCGUGCGGAUACGGCGUGCGUGGGCCUCUCGCGAUGCAGUGCGUGCCUAGUUGGAGCUCUAAUAGCCAUAACAUCCAUGCGGUCAUGGUCGUUUGGCGCUCGCUCAUCGCUCAGUCUAACAGGAGUCAUGAUGCUGCCACGGCGACGGGGGGGAAAACGCGCGGCCUGACGGACAGAUCAAGAUGCCCGGCGCCACUCACCUCUCCUAAACCGAGCCAUGUGUGAAAUUGAUUUUGCUGUUACGACCCCCCCGUUGGUCCGUGCUCUCCCCUCCACCCUCCCCACGUCUUCUCUGUCGGUAACAACAGGGUGCAAAAUACAUCUCAUCACGGAAACACACAACAUCCACGGACUAACGAGGGCCGUGUCAACAGCAGAUUGAUGUCCGGUGUUUAUGUGCAGCAGUUCUGCCACCUUGAGUGUGUGCAUGGUUGAUGGAGCUGCCAACGUGGGGUUGUGGGAUUUAUUUUAUUUAUCUCUUUCUUCCACAGACGCUCUGUUCUGUUCUGGUUGACAGACAGACAGACAGACAGUUGGAGAUUCGCACCUAGACAUGUUGAAAUCUGACGCUGAGAUUCGUGAUCUCUAUUAAUCAUCAUCAAGGGCGUAAAAAUAGCUUCGUCAGAAACUCGGCCGUGCAGAUAACGGGGGAGAACGGGACGUCCGUUGUAGCUUGAGAAGACAGUUGAAGUAAAGCGCGGUGUAACACUCCCUCUAGUGGCUCAACUGAUCCAUUUUUUUUUUUUUUUUAAACUGAAGAAGUGGUACAGUACAACUCUACAGACAACUAUCCUGCUUUCCUUCAUGAAAACAUUAAUUAGCAUAGCAACUGGUACAACAGGUACUGGAAAACAUUUAUACUGAAUAUGCUAUGGCCCUCUAAAAUAUUCCUACUGUAUGAAGGAUAAACUCUGACCCACUUUGCUUCACUUGAAUUAGAUUUGUGUGGCGUCUCCCUGCGUCUGCGUAGCUUCUCUCCGGCUUCUUCCCACCGUCCGAAGACGUGCUCGUUAGGUUAAUUGGCUAAUCUAAAGUAGCCAUAUGUAGUGUACCCCGCCUCUCAACCAGGGACAGCUGGGAAAGGUGGUUUACCGAAAAUGAAUGAAUGAAGCAGUCACCCUUUAAUCCAUUACAUAUAAAAGUUUUCAAAUGCCUGUGACUGAUGGAUAAUUAUCUUUGUGUCUUUAAUACAACACGAGGAACUUAUUUUUAGCAAACAAUGCUUUAAUUCAGAAAUUUGGUCACUGCUUGUCUCGCAAACCAAAACUCCACCUUUAAUAAGGUCCUAUAAAACCUUCAGUAUUGAAAUCUCUAUUAAUUAUAUCAUUCUAAUACAUGUAGUGAGGCUUAAAGUGCAACAUUUGCCUCUAAAGUAAAACUACAGAAAAUGGAAAUACUGCUUCCACUGUUUGCUAAUUGCACCAAUUUCUGCAAAAGGAGCAAAGCCUCCUUUAUUUUAUCAUCAAAAACGUUCUGAAAUCAAUUGUUUUACAAAAUAUCAAGGAACUUGAAAGAUCAAUUCAAACCUCCUCAUAGCUAACAUACGUAAUAAUCUCUGUACUUCUCUAGAAUAACAUUUAUUCUAAGACUAAAAAUCAAACUUGUGCAGGUUUAUUUUUUUUGCACGGAUGAAACUUUGUAGUUUUACAUCAACUCGUGUGCACAACCACAUUAAUAUAAAGUAAUACAGUCACAUAUUAACAGGGCACUGAAGAGCUUUAGGGACGCUUGAAAUACCUCAAAGACAGUGACCUGGUUAUUUCUCGUGCUGUGUCUCACGCCUAAAAAGGAACCACUAGAGGGAGUAUGGCGCUGUGAUUUUUAUUUAUUUUUUUAUUUUUUCCCCUUCAAAUCAGACUUCACAGCAUAAGAUCAAGAUGGGUCUCAGCACAACAUGUCCAAACAGGGUGAUUUGCAUUUACUUUAGUGUCUAAUUUCUAAUGUGAAAGAUCUAUUGAUAGCAUUUUAUUAGAGGAGUCGUGCUCCGAGAAGAGCUCCGUCACUCCGUCUAAUCAUUCGUUUCAUUUCACGGGCAGCUCUCUAGAGAUUCGCAGACUAACAACGCAGGUCUGCCCUCCAUAUUAUUAUUCUUAUCAGUCAUCCGUCUUCGCAGAUGAGAAUCCUUCAAGUCUAGGGGAGGCAGUGAUUUAGGGCAAGCAUCUGGGUUUGUCUGGUGUAAAUACAAAAGCCCCUGCAACGAAAAAACAACCAACUGACUCAACUUUAUCCCUAAAUCUGGACAUGUCUUCAUAUAUCCUGUGUUUUUAAAAGACACUUGUUUUCUUAUGAUACGUUGGGAGUUAUCUCUAACUGAGCUUUAACAGACUUGGUGUGUUUGGAUUGUGAUUAUUAACUUCGCAGAAGAGAAAGAUUCAUUCCACUGUUUCCUCAAUUUGCAUUCCUCUGUGUGAUGUAUGUCUGUGUUUGUCACAUGUGAAAAGAUUUAAAUUCACCACGAUCUUUUGUAGUAUUCCUUUGGGCGGAUUUCUCGCGCAGCUUGUGUAUCUGAGUGCUUUCACUUAGCCCAGUUUCUGGAAUGCCACAGGCCAAUAUAAUUAACAUGUGGGCCUUUGGUAGUUAAUAGGAUGAUACAUCCUAAUUUGUAUAACACUUUCUAGCACACGUGCGAGUCAUUUGGGGGGUUAUUAAUAAUCCCCGGUGGAGAGGGACGCCGUGAUUCCAGACGUUUGUUGUGUCACAACGCGGAAAAUAAAAAAAAAACAAA